AUGCAUUUUCAAGACGUGUGGUAUGAUGCUGAUGAUUCUUUGAUCAUGGAGAAGAUCAUUUCUGCUUGUCCAGUUCUUGAAGACCUUACAUUUAUAAUGACUUACGAUCAUGAGCAUGAAUUUCAGUUGUCUCUGACUGUUAGGUCUCAGAGUCUGAAAGGUUUCUGGUUCCAGAAUAGUAUAGAUGGUGCAGCUUUUAAGGUUGAGAUUGAUGCUCCACGACUUGAGUGUUUGUGUCUUAUUGAUAGUGUCUCUGAUGUGAUUGUGGUGAAGCAUCUGAGUGCUUUGUUGAAGAUCUACGUUGCUAGUGAUUUCAAUACCGAGUAUGGAGCGAGCUUGGGUCCAGAGGAUGCGAGGAAGAGAUAUAUCAUCAGUGAUGUUUAUGUGGAUAGUGGGACUGCUGCGUUAAUGUGCAUGAGGAAUACAGAGACUGGUUUUGUCCAGUACGCGGAAGAGACACCAGCUCCUGCUUCGAGAGCCCGCUACGCACCUGAGGAUCCAAAUCUCCCCUGGCCGUGGAUAGGUCUUGUGGAUACGAUCAGUGGGGAUCUCUACUUUUGGAAUACACAGACUGGUGUUACCCAGUACCAGAGACCACCUUCAAAUUAUAUAAAUGGUUUGUUUUAG
This is a messenger RNA of Microthlaspi erraticum, 627 nucleotides long. Lineage: Eukaryota; Viridiplantae; Streptophyta; Magnoliopsida; Brassicales; Brassicaceae. The record is from the annotation of a GenBank genome assembly.